Anopheles gambiae (African malaria mosquito) is the source of this 3720-nucleotide messenger RNA. Its product is annotated as longitudinals lacking protein-like. The coding region runs from base 1749 to 2267 and encodes 172 amino acids. Gene Ontology annotation, biological process: regulation of transcription by RNA polymerase II. Gene Ontology annotation, molecular function: protein binding. Gene Ontology annotation, cellular component: nucleus. NCBI's taxonomy places the organism in Eukaryota, Metazoa, Arthropoda, Insecta, Diptera, Culicidae. The record is from RefSeq and is a predicted model, not a curated record. The transcript has 2 exons.
AUUUUUUUUUUUUAAUAUCUGGGCUGAUAACCGUUAUACAUACAUUUCCAAAGAUUCUACAACUACCCUAUCUUGAAUAUCUAUAUUGUGUACGGUUUUUAAAAUAUAAUUAUUACAUUAUCGAACAUUAUUUGAAAUAAAAUACACGAUAUCAUAAAUUCCAACUCUUCAACUUCGGUUAUAAACUUUAUAUUCAUAGAUAUUCGACAUACGACUUUUUCGACUUACGCCUUGCUUUGGGACAUUUUUUCGGUCCCAAAUACAGUCGUAUCUCGGAGGACACCUGUACAGUCUGUUCCCGAGUUACACGGUUCUCGACUUACGCGGAUUCGAACAUGCGCGGUUUUUUUAAUUUGACAGAUCAAAUGUCAAAUCAGUACAAUUUGCUUCAAGUUUGGUAUAAAUUGAAUUUUUGCUAACAAAUUGAAACCGCUUUAAAGCCAGAAAUAUUAGAAUUUCCUGCACGAAUCAUAUAAAAUAAAUGAUAAAGUGUAUAACAACACUAAAUUAAAUCAAAAUUCCAAGUAAUCAAUAGUAUUUUAGUCAAAAAACGAGAAAUUCGACUUACGCGGAUAUUCGAGUUACGCGGAUUCGUCGGGAACGCAGAAACCGCAUAACUCGAGAACAGACUGUAGUAGUUUUAACUAUUUCAUUCCUGAAGUUCAUUAUAUCGGACUUGGAACUGAUCUCGAUCGUGGUCCUGGAACUAUUACCAAAAACAACCUCUAAUCAAUCCCAAUCCGGAAACUGAUGAUGGGGCCCUUUCCGUUUGAAAUUCGUAGGCUGAAAUUUCAGCCUUAGCUGUUUGCAUUGUAUAGCAGUUUUCGAGCAGCUAUCUAAUUGAGUAUAAUAUACAGGUGGGCUUAUCCCAAGGUGUAUGAAUUUAGAAGGCUAAUUUUUAUCGCUUUUGCUUCUGAAUGAAGAUUGUAAUAGUAUUUUGAGUAUUAGUCAAGCCUCCAGAAAGCUCGUUGGAGUAAAAGUUUUCACUCGUUCUGUCAAAAAGUGAUGUUCAAAAUUGGUUAUGAAAAAAUGCUAUGAGACCACCUGGACUUCAUACACUUUGAUUCCAGAUUCCACCACCUGAUCUCUUUAAUGCACCUUGGGAUAAAUGUAAACAACACCGUGCUUUCGAGCAGGUACUCGAAUCUAAUUCUAGCUUUGUGGCUAGAAUAAUCUAGACUGAAAAUUGCAGGCUAGUUUUUUGUGUGGUUUUGUAUGGAUUGUUUACAUGAUUUCAGCCUCCAACUGUCAAACUCCAUACAAAAAACUAACUAGAAUCGUGAAGGCCCCCGAUACUCGUUGUCGAAGAACCAAUCCAUUCCUGGACUAGAAAUGCCUUUCUCCUAAGCAUGGGUAGAAAUUGGAGGAAAAAACUUCAGACGCAUUGACAACAAAUUAAAACAUUGGAAUUGAGAUACACCUCUUUUGUAAAUGUGAAUUCUGGCAGUUUGAAAUUAGAUCGCUUCCCGAUAAUCCUUUUAUCUAAACCGGUUUCCCCCUACCGAUCAAAGCUAAUCCUGCCUGCUCGCUAUAGCAGCUUAAAAUGUUCAUUGGGCAGAACGGGAGCCAGUUUUGUUCGCUGGGUUGUGUCAAAAUGUGUGCCCUUGUCAAGUACGAAGUACGACCAUCACUACCCGCCAUUUUCAGCACUGGUCGAAACUAUCGACACAAGUUAGCCAAGUGCUCUUUGAAUCGAAAAAAUCAAACCUCCUCCAAAAAAAGGGCGCCAACCCUCGCCGCACAGCGCAAUGUGUGAUAAUAACGUGAUCAUCGUGUGGAACGGUUUCUCCGAGCAUGUAUCGGGCGUGUUUCGCACCUUCCGCCACGAAAAGGCCCUGCAAGACGUGAUCCUGUACUGCGAGGGACAGUUUAUCAACUCCCACAAGCUGCUGCUGGCGAGCUGCAGCGAAGUCUUCCGGCGCAUCUUUCUAGAACGCGCCAAUGCGUACCAUCUCAUCCGAUUGGUCGGCUUCCGGUACGUUGACGUGUCCCUGUUGCUGGACUUUAUCUACAACGGAGAGAUGGCACUGUCGCAGAAACAGUUGCCCUCGUUGAAGCAGGCGGCGCUCAAGUUGGAAAUUAAGUCCCUAGCGAACUUGGUCACGUCACCGGAAAGGGUAUCGGAACAGGAGGCGGACGAACAGGAUACGUUGUCUUCGGCCACCGAAACAACGGACAAUAAUCUCGAGGUGACCUCCGCGGGAUAUGUGUCACCACUCGAUUUGAUGGCUGCCGUAGCCACCUUGCAACAGGAGGAGGCGCCUUAACUGAAUAAUGAUUUAUUAUUGUCUUAAAGAAAACCCAAAUUUAAUAUGAUGCUUGAUAAAAGUACCGACAAAUAACAUACACGUACAGGACAUGACUUAUACUUAUAAUACUUUCUCAGUGACAAGAUCAUCUAACAACAUCCGGACAUCCCCUCCAGCUAGAACUUGCCAUUUAGCAUUCCACUUGAACUCCAAAGGGGCAUCAUCGAUUAACUUGAAAGCUCUCCAAAUAUGCCCCGAAGUGCGCUGCAGUAACACGUGUGACGGCAUCCAAACGAAAAGCUCGAAAGGUCCUUGUACUUACGUUACCCUUAUAACUCUCUGUUUUUCAUCUCUUUUCCCGGGUUAGGUGCACCAUCGACACGACAGCCACGUGCUGCUGUAUAUAUAUGUACAGACACAGCUCCUCUUUGUAUUUCACGCGCCACAAAAACGAUCGAAACCGGCAAAAACCCAGACGCCGGUAUCCUUCCUUCCCCCCUCAAAAGGAAACCACGGGUAAGGAGGGGAAGAGAAUUACGCAUCGCACGCCAUAAUUUCGGGGUGGAAAUGUUUUGUCUGGGCCCUGUCUCAGACAGACCGAUGCGAAAGCUCGUAACGCCCUUUUGCUCCCCCGGUGUGGAUGUGUGUGUGUUGAAGGAGGGAAAGUUCAUUGACGUACCAUUUUGGAGUUCGCUUGACAAUGAAAACCAUUUCUUUUUCUAACAUGAUUCUAACUGGAUUGACGGAGACAGGAAGUACGAUGGGUAGCUUCGAGUGACAUUAACCAUUUAUAAUGCAGUAUAUUUACACCAAACAGAGUCCGAGUAUUUCGGGUCAGCUAGCAUCAGGAGAGAGGCGGAGAUGCAUAUAAAGUUAACUGGUCAUUCUGUACAAAAGUGGAAUCCAUUAGCUGAUUUUCUUCAAUCAAUAUGGACAAUUUGUUUUGCUACCUUGAUUUUACAAAACAAUUGACAAUAACGUCACUCAAAUUUAAUAAAUUCAAAUCAUUUCACUACAACCAACCGAUGCGCCUGAACUCUUCGCGUACAAAGUGAAAAAUUGAAAGGAGCUUUUUUUCUUCAACCAAUAUAUAAAAUGUGUCUCGCUAUAUCGACUUUACAAUACCAAUAACCUCACUAAAAUUCUAUCAAAUCGAAUCAUAACAUUUCAAUCAACCUAUGCGCAUGAACUCUUCAGCUAAAUUUCACUAUUUAAAAAUAAAUCUAAAAAGGUACUAGAAACUAAAAAAAAAUCGUCUCGGUCGUCAUUCAAGCCCAUAAAUCAUCCGUGCACGGGGUGCGUCAGACAGCUGAAACGCGGGAGACACGUGCGACAACCGCGGAAGCGCCACGCUGAAGGGUGGUUUGCGCUCCAAAAUCCGUGACCAAAAAGGAAGACGCGCGUACGCAACCAAAGAUGCACUGCGGCAUAAUAAUUCACCCAAGCGAGCAUAUCCACUUCCCUUUCGCGG